AAAAACCUUUGCCGUCAGUAGUUAACCAACAUUUCGUGAGCUCGGUUUCGUCAACCCAACAAAACGGGAAAAAUCAAAGAAUCUCCGAUUUUUUUUCUUCUUCUCAUUCAUAUUUUCUCCUCAAUGUGUGAAUCUCUGGGAGUGUGUGUGCGCGCGUGUGUGUGUGGCGUUGUAACGUUUUGUGUAACUAUUGGAAAUUGUACAAAAAAAAAAGAAAAUUAAUAUUUUUAUUUAAAUAAUAACAACAACAAAAAAGAAGCUAAAGAUCUUUGGAAACAUGUAUUUUUGAUACCAAGAAAAAGUUUUUAAAUUUUCAUGGGAAAAAAGAGGUUUGAAAAAAUUUUUUUUUUGAGAAAAAAAAAGUGGAAGAACCAGCCAGAAAAGAGAAACCAAGAAUCCUUUUUAUUGAUUUUAUGUUGCGCAUUAAAUGGUGAAAAAAGGCAAAGGAGACAUAGAAGAAGAUUAAGUCCAAGCCACCAACAAAAAUUGUCAAACAAGAAAUUUUGAAAGAGAGGGAGAGGGAGAGAGAGAACCUCAUUUGCUGAGAGAACGCGUGUGUUAUGUUUGUGUAACGUAAAAGCCAAGUCAAAGCCUUCAAGUGGCCAACAGUAAAAAAUAUAUAGGUAUGAUGGUAUUGGUGGUGAAUUAAAACCGUGGUGAAUUUUUCAACGCUAUUUUGUUUACCCUACUCUCUGCACUCAUUUGGGCUAACUCUGCGUUUUUUUCUUUUUUGCCAGCUUCGAACACACGAAGCAUAAGCAUAAAGGAAAAAUCUGCAAUAAAGCAACAACAAAUACUUGUACAUGCAAAUACAAAUACAAAGUGAUUGGAAAAGAAAUACAAAGUAUCAAGAACAAGUUACGGCAAGAAUUCUGCCUUUGCCAGAGAAUUUUAUUUGAAUUAAAAACGAAGGAAAAAAAUACAAAAAUAAUAAUAAAAAAUUAAUAAAAAUAUAAUUUCAGUUGAAAAAAUAAAAACAAAUACCAAAUCUAAAGGAAAAUCCAUGAAAAAAAUUGAUGGGAAAUAACAAGAAAAUUGGUGUAUAACAAAGAAGAAGAAGAAUAAAUGGAGGAAAAAAUACCUAUUAGGAGAAUUCGAGAAGAAAAUUGUGUUUUUUUAUGAAAAAUAAUUGAUUAAAAAUUAAAAAAAAAAAAAUACUUUUACCUAAAAAAAUACCCAAUCGUUUGUGGAAUUAAAAAAAAAAUUGGAAAAGAAAAUUUAAAAAAUAAUAGAAAAAAAAAUAAAAAAAAAUUAUUAAGUGAAUUUAAGUUAAUGGAAAAUACAAAAAAAUAUUUUAAUAAAAAUUUGAUAUUAAUAAAAAUAUUAAAAUUAAAAAAAAUAAAAAAUUAAAAUAUUUUAACAUCAAGUGUGUGUUUAUGCAAAAGGAAUACCCACAAAGGAGUCCUUUAUCUCAACCACAGCCAACUAAAAAGGAAUAAAAUUAAGGUUAUCAUCGUCGAGUUCGAAAAGUCAUUCGAUAACAAACAACCUUUCGAUAACUUGCCCAUGAUGCGACGAAGUCCAACCUAAGGGCACCAACACUUGGCAACACAACUUAGGUUUGAUGAUUUUCGUCGUCGCCGUCGUUAAUUUCAUUCCGCUAAACGACCACGUCGACCCACGUCGAAUAUGCAGAGUCUAAGCAAAAGUCGUGAAGAUUUGGUUACAGCUUCAAAAUUAGCCUCACAAAUAGCUUUAGCAUCGUACAAACAUCAGCGACAUGGCAGCAGUCCGAAUUUGUAUCGCGAUCAGACGGAUAACAUACAAAAGAGCAUUGCCUGCCUACAGGAAGACCUUGGUCACCUGGGUCUAGGCGGUCCUACCGAUUUGCCUUACAAACCCGAAAUUACACAUCAACAUCAACACCAGCCACACAAAAAUGUUGUCGUCGAUUUAAGCGACAGCAGUGCCGAAAACACCUGCCAACAUCGAUGGCCACCCAAUGGGGGGACAUUUGGCCAUGGCGACAAACCCAUUGGCUGGAUGUAUGGCCUGUUGGGUUGUAUGAAACCCGUCCUCUCAUUCAUUGGCAAGGCGGGUGUAAUUGAAAUUAAAAACCAAAAGACCGAAGAUUGGGAAAUACCCUUUGAGUCGAUAACCGAUCUCCAGUGGUUGGGUAGUGGCGCCCAAGGUGCGGUUUUCAGUGGCAAACUGAAAAAUGAAAUUGUCGCCGUGAAGAAGGUGAAAGAUGUCAAGGAGACGGACAUAAAGCAUUUACGAAAAUUGGAUCAUGAGAAUAUCAUUAAAUUCAAAGGUGUCUGUACCCAAUCACCGGUUUAUUGUAUCAUCAUGGAAUUCUGCCCCUAUGGCCCUCUACAAAAUAUACUCAAAGAAACAGAGUUCAUGUUACCGUCCCGCCUAGUUUCCUGGUCGAAACAAAUUGCCUUGGGCAUGCAGUAUUUACAUUCCCACAAGAUCAUACACAGAGAUCUAAAGAGUCCAAAUAUCCUUAUAAGUGCCGAACAAUUGGUCAAGAUCAGUGAUUUUGGCACAAGCCGUGAAUGGAACGAGAUUAGCACGAAAAUGAGUUUCGCUGGCACUGUGGCCUGGAUGGCUCCCGAGGUCAUACGCAACGAACCCUGCUCUGAAAAGGUAGACAUUUGGUCCUAUGGCGUUGUUCUCUGGGAAAUGUUGACCUGUGAAAUACCCUACAAAGAUGUCGAUUCCUCAGCCAUAAUAUGGGGUGUGGGUAAUAAUUCCCUUAAGCUGCCCAUACCCUCCAGUUGUCCGGAAGGUUUCAAACUCCUCGUGAAAUUGUGCUGGAAAACAAAACCCCGAAACCGUCCAUCAUUUCGGCAAAUUCUUUCCCAUUUGGAAAUUGCCGGUCCCGAAUUGCUGCGCAAAACGGAAAAACAAUACUUCGAAACUCAACGUUCGUGGAAGGAAGAGGUACGCUCCCACAUGAAGGAGAUGACUCAAAAUGGUACAAGCAUACACAAAUUCGAGCAGGACUUGAUAAGGCGUCGAACCGCCGAAUGGCGACAUGCUCAAGAUAUACGCAUGGUCUAUGAGGAUAAAUUGGAGAAAACCAAUCGUUUGUAUUUGGAAUUGAGUGAAUGUAUGUCUCAGCUGCAGGAGAAGGAAAAAGAAAUUGCCGAGCGAGAAAAGAAAUUGCCCGGCUACAAGCCGUCGAAACGUUUCGGUACAACGUUACGUAAAAUGCAGUAUUAUAGACGUAGACUUAAUGCACCACCAGCCAUGCUAACAGCUGCUUCCAGUAGUCAAACGCAAACGCAACAGCAGCCACAACAAGAGCAAUCUUCGACACCAAAUCCCGAAACAACACCAGAGAGUCCCGUCAAAUGUGCUCUCUAUGCUCAAUUGGAUGGCAAUACAUGCCAGACGAAAUCCUUUUGUGUAGCGACACAAAAAUCUAAAAACAAAUCUCGACAUCGUCGUGUUGGCUCAGGUACCUUUGCCACUGCGGCACCCAGAUAUAGUCCUAGUCGUGAUCGACGCUAUCAAAGUGAACCGGAAAAUCGUAAAAAUAAAAUGGUCGAUACAGAAACUCAAACGGAUGCCAUGGAUGUUAGUGAACCGGAUAUUAGUCCCAGCGCCUAUUUUGCCACGCAUGACAUGGCGACAAUGUUAAAUCACUGCCCUGUACUAUCACAAGCCAUAGAUAUUUCCUUGAACGUACAACGACAACAACAAUUUGCCCAACCCCAGACGGCGGCGGCGGCGACGACAGCAGCAGCUUGUAAUUUAAUCGCGCAGCCCCGAAGUAUGCAUCACAAUCAUGCGUUGAGCGAACAGCAACAACGAAUACCCCAAGCAGCUCAAUACAAUACAACAUCACCCCAGGCCAUAACACCCACAAGCCCAAACGGCAAUGGUUCGCUGACCACCAGUGAUGUUACCUUUCAAGAUGCCUGCUCUAGUCCCGACCAGCUAUUGGAUGAUGUUAUGAACAGCAAUGAACGUCUGGAUAUUGCCGAUUGUUGUAGUGAUAAUGAAAAUCUCGAGAGGCUGGGACGUAAAGUCAUUGAACUGAUCAAUGAAAAUCGUCUUUCCAUGCAAUCCUCCUUGUCGAAUACCUCAACAAAUGGUCAUACGCCUCCCAUUGGUAACCAGGCGAAUACAUCACAACCUUUGACGCCGGAAAAUGGCAAUUCGGAAUGUUUGACAAGCAUGCAUGAGGUGUUGGAUGUUAACAAUGGUUCGACAGCGGUGGAAAUGCGUACACCCCGGUUGUCCAGGUGUGCAGGUUUGCAUAGGAAUUCGGGACGACAGCAGCAACAACAGCCACACCAGCAGCAGCUGCAGCAGUCACAAUCAUUGGCCAGUUGUGGUGAUGUCACAAAUGCCAAUGGCGAGUCAAAUGAGGAAUUUUGUAAUGACAGCUGGUCCGAUGAAGAGGGAGAGGAUACCGAUUACAAUUAUUCCCUAAGGAGAAGAAGCAUUGGCCGUCUUCCCAUAGGUCGUGGACGACCCCGACGUAGCUACAAAACACCCAUAACACCAAAAAUGCCCAUACAGAGCCACAAACGUAACACCAUCAUCAUUUCAGAUGAGGAAAAUACCUCGGAGUACAGUCACUCACCUUCGAGUCAACACUCAACAUUGGAAAGUAAUCCCGAUAUGCCGGAGGCAUUACAAAAAAUGGCCGUGGCAGCUAGUACCACACAAAAUCAGCUAAUAGAAAAUAACACCACAACAUCGUAUUCGGAAACGGAAUCAAGUGAUACAGAGUCUGGAGAAGAUGAUGACGACGAUGAGGAAGAAGAAUCUUAUGACUUGCCAACUGUUUCAUCAGCCAUACACCAACAACAACGACAAGUACAAUUAACAGCUUACAAUAAGAAGAAGAACUCAGUCUCAAAUAUUGCUGAUACAACAACAACAACAUCAGCAGCAGCAGCCGUAGCAGCUAGAAAAGGGGAUUCUCCUAAACAGUCUUCCUUUAGCAGCAAAAAACCACAGCAGCAGCAACGUAAUAACAAAAAUGAUAUUAUUUCAAUACCAACCUAUGACAAAGAUGGCGCCAUAAAUAUGGUUUGAAAAUUCACAAAGUUUUGUAAAAGGUAAAGAUACUUGCCCUUCUUAACCCGUAAACUUGGCCCUUGAAAGGGAGUACCACUAUUAUUUGCCAUUGUGUUUGCCAAACAAAAAAAAACCCAAACAACUAGAACCUCACCCGUAAAUUGUUUUGAAGAAAUAUGUUCAAGGUGCAAUAAGAAAUAUCUGGCAGAUGGAGAUCUCCAACAGAUAAUAUUGAAGAUUUCUCAGAGGAUCUGAGUAUAUCCUCCAGAUAUUUGAGAUUAUGGUGUAAUGAAGUUUUCGAUGUUAAUUCCAAGUCCAUAUGCAUCAAUUAAGGCUCUCCAAAGAAGAUAUUUAAAAACUAAAGUUUUUUCUAAAAAGCUUAUGACCUCUCCGGUCUUAUGUAGUUAUUUUUCCAGGGCUGAAAAGCCUUGAACCUUGUCAAUUUUCAGACAACAAACACAAAUUUUCUAUACCAGGCCCUUGGGGGAAAAAAUAAACACACAAAUGACCAUAACCUCAAAAUUUGAUAAACGAAAAAAAGGUAGUAUCUUGAAAAAAAUCUUCGCCUCUUUCCUCCUACCUGCCAUUUGCUGGCAAAAAUUAUCUCAAACCCACAAAAAAAAACAAAAGAUUUUCAGUUGAACUUUCCAAUUUUCAAAUUGAAUUGGAUUACCCCUAAUCUAUGCUAUUGAUUAUUUGUAUGUAUGUAACCAAUAAGUAUAUUAUAUUGAUAUACUCAAACAAAAAAACAAAGAAAACACAACACACACUUAUAAAGCAAACGAAAAUGUUAAGUAAAUUAUUUUAUUUAAUUAUAAUUAAUGUUAUUAUUAUUAUAAUUACCCAAUUUAUAUAUAAGUGUAUGUAUCUAAUAUUUAAUAUAAUCUAUGUUAUUUACUUUAAACAAAAAAUAUAUAUAUGAGCUACAUAUAUAUCUCCACACACAAAGAAAAAUUCUUACAAAAAAAUUAGAAGAAAAAAAAAGGAACAUAACCUAUUUUUAUUUUAAAUUUUGGUUUCGCAAGUUUUAAAUGAUUUUUUUUUUUUGAGAAAUUUAAAGAAGCUCCUGAAUAUUUUAUGAGCUACAUAUAUAUCCAGACACACAAACAAAAGUUCUUACAAAAAAUUAGAAGAAAAAAACAGAAACAUAACCUCAACUAUUUUAAAUUUUGGUUUCGCAAGUUUUAAAUAUUUUUUUUUCGAGAAAUUUAAAGAAGCUCCUGAGUAUUUUAUGAAUAUAUCUCGACACACACAAACAAAAUUUCUUAAGAAAAAAAAUUGGAUACAAAAACAGAAACAUAACCUCAAUUAUUUUAAGUUUUGUUCCACAAGAUUUAAAUAUUUUUUCGAGAAAUUUAAAGAAGCUCCUGAAUAUUUUAUGAGCUUCAUAUAUAUCUCGACAUACACCAACAAAAAUUCUAAAAAAAAAUUUUGGUUUCGUUUGGUUUUAAAUAUUUUUUUUCGAUAAAUUUAAAAAAGCUCCUGAAUAUGUUAUGAAUACAUCUCGAAACAUACAAACAACAAUUCUUACAAAAAGUUAGAAGAAGAAAAACAGAAACAUAACCUCAACUAUUUUAAAUUUUGUUUCACAAGUUUUAAACAUUUUUCGAGAGAUUUAAAGAAUAUUUUAUGAAUAUAUCUAAACAUUUCUCAAACAAAAAUUCUUAAAAAAAUGAAAAAAAAACAGAAACAUAACCUCAGCUAUUUUAAAUUUAGUUUCACAAGUUUAAACAUUUUUUCGAGAAAUUUAAAGAAGCUCCUGAAUAUUUCAUGAAUAUAUCUGAAUGUAUCUCGACACACACAAACAAAAAUUCUUACAAAAAAUAGAAAAAAACGGAAACAUAACCUCACAAUUUUUAAUUAUUUUUUUUUUAGAAAACUUUAAUUUUUUCGAGAAAUUUAAAGAAGCUCUUGAAUAUUUUACUUAAGGCUUUUUUUGAAGAUCUUGGAUUACAAUAUUUUAAAAUAUCUCCCCAAAAUCUUUUCCGUGGCAGAAUUGCGACAACUUUUGGGAAAUAUGACUACAACAAGCCAGACUUUUUUUAAAUAUCUUGGAAACCUAUUUUAACAGGCUAUUGCAGUGAGAUACUUUGGGGAAGCACUUACCGUAUAAGAAAUUCAUGGCCAUUAAAAAAUGUCCUAAAAUUGACAUAACAUUUUUACGUAAGAGAAAACAUAGAAGAAAACAUUUUUCCGCAGGUGACUUCCAUUUUCUCCACUUUCCAAUAAAUUAUCAUUUCAAUAAUGAUUUUUAUACCCUCCAUCAUAGUAUGGGCAUAUAUUAAGUUUGUCAUUCCGUUUGUAACACCUCGAAAUAUACAUUUUAGACCCCACAAAUAAUUCUAUGCCGAUUUAGCGAUUACCGUCCGUCUAUCCGUCUGUGGAAAUCCCUUUAGCUUCCGAACGAAAUGAAGUAGAUUGAUAAAAUUUUACUCAAAUGUAUAUUAUGUCUGCAGGACUUCUGGUAUUGAAAAUGAGCCAUGUAGGUCCACGUUUUGGUAUAGCCCCCAUAUAACGGUACCUCCCAAUAAUCGGUGUUCUGACGAUUUUAGCGACAUUAUUCACCGGAAUUAUUUCAAAUUUGGUAUUUGAAGUUCGUAAUGGAUACUGCAGCCUAAGGCAGAAAAUUGUCUGUGCAGGUUCACAUUUUGGUAUAGCCCCCAUAUAAUAGUACCUCCCUAUAUUGAUGAUUUUAGCUACAUUAUUCACCGAUUUUUUUCAAGUUUUGCAUUUGAAUAUUGUGAUGGCUUAUGAUAAAAGUUGCCUAUGCAGGUCCACGUCGUCUUUUAGACGAUUUUAACAGAAUUUUUAACGGAUUUUUUUUUUUUUUUUUGAAAAUUGCCAAAUUCGUUCCAAAUGGUGGGGGGUAUUCAAAGAUCGGCCCGGCCGAACUUACAGCUUUUUACUUGUUUUCAGACAAAAAGAAUCAACGAGCCCCACAAUUUUCAUUUGUUUUCAUUGUGUAACAAAAAAUCUUCCUGCACAGAAACGAGAAGCCAUGCGCCCUCUCCAGGAACACCUUGGAAAGCCCAAUUGUAUUCCCCUGUGUCCAUUUGUCUAAGUUUUCCACUUAAUAUUAUAUUUUUUCAUAUAAUAUUCACAAGCCAUUACUCCACACAACUUUACAUCGCCCAAUUGUUCUAUUUGACACUGCAUACUUUUAGGCGUUAUGAUUUGACAUUUGCACAUCAUUAUAGCAUGCUAUUUCUUUUUGCUGGAAAAAAAUUUGGAGUAUUAGGAGUCUGAAACCCUUUUUCAAGAUUUGUUUUGAUGAACUACCACCGUGGACAGACGGAAGGACAGGCCAAAAUCGACUAAAAAUAUGAUUCUAUGGAAGUCAUCAAAAGGAAUUAUGGGUCUAUUUCGUUUCCCUCUGCAUGUUGUCAACAAAUUCAAAAAGACUGGGGUAUUAUGUUGAGUUGAGAUAUUAUUGUAAACAAUGUUCCUCUGUUUAAAAGCAAAUAUUUGUGAGAUAUUUUAAUUCAAAUUAGGCUACUGAAUGGGGCUUCAAUGUAUGAUCGCUCUUUUAAUCCUGGUUGUAUUUUGGCUUUAAUUUUCUUUUGGAACGUUUUCCUCAUUAUUAGGGGCUACAGAGACUUAUUAUUAUUAUUUUUUUUUUGCUUGAUUUUUUACGAUUUUUUUUUUUGCUUGAAAAACUAAAAUCUAGUUUGAAAUCUUUGAAACUUUGCCAAAAGUUUUUCACAUAGAAUUUCAAUUUUUAGAUUUUCAGUUUUCGUAUUAAACAUGUUUUGAUUAAAAUUGGAUAAAAUUGUUUUCUAUGACAUGAUUCCUUCUAAUAUUUCCUGUUAAAAAAAUCUAUUCAAUGCUAUUUCAAAGUAAAAACAAAUUGUACUUUACCUCAAAAAAAAUUGUAAACUUAACCCUACUUUUUGCAGAAUUAAAUAUUUCUUUUUUUAAGAUAAAAAUGACUUCCUAAAAUAUGAAGAAUUGUCACUGUCAGUGCUGUAAACGCUGCUCCAAAUUCUCGAAUUAAAAAAAUCAGGAACUUUUUUUUACGAAAAUUAAAGAUUCUUUCCUUCCUAACCUCACUUUUGUGGAACACAAGGCUAACUCAGCAAUUUCUCAGUAUACAAUGUAAACAAAUGAAUUAGUAUGUAACAUAUUCUGUACAAAUUCCUCAAAAUAAUCAAAAGCUGAAAAAAUUUCACAUAAAUAUUUUGAAAAAAAAUGUUAACUUUUUGAAAAUAAAAUUAAAAACUUGUACUGUGAUUCUAAAAAAUUUAAAAAAUGUUGAAAAAAUUCACAAAAAAAAAUGUUCUCAAUUUCUACGAAAAGAAAAAAUUCUUCAAAAAAAUUGUGUUUGGAAAUUUUAUAAAAAAUAUGUUUUAAUAUAGAUAAGUAACUCAGGAGCCAGGCAUGGAAGGACCAAUAAAGGUGUAGAUACCUAGAAGGCUUUUUUUAUCGACUUAUAGGUGAGAAAGCAUAAAGCGCUGGGUAGGUUGUGUUAAGGUGUGGGUACAUAAGCAGGCAUAUUAAUGCCAAAUUAUAAGGAAAACCGACAGCAGGAUUCAAGUGCCGCUCUUUAUGAUUUGUAAUGUGAAAACUUCAAGCUGCUUAUGUACCCUCAUCUUUAGUUCAAUUUCAGCCCAUAAAUAAUAUUUGGUCACCCUAUUCUCCUUUUUUCUUUGGCAUAGUAGAAGAAUGCAGGUAGAUGCAUCAUGACUUGGGAUAUGACAAAAAAAUUUAAAUGUUCUUUCAAAUAUAAGUAGAUUUUUAUACGUUUUCUUAUACGACGUCAUUCGGAGCUUAUUAUAAUUUGCGUUUUUCAACAAUUGUUAUAAAUUUAAAUAAUUUUUUAUUCAACAUUUUCAUUUCCAAAAUUGGUUUGACAGUUCACUGUCCCAGCAGUUGUGUCGAUGUGUGUAGUUUUAAUUUAGAAAACAGAAAAAAACAUAAGUAAAUAACAAUAAAAAUCAACAUACGUCCUACAAAUAAAUAAGAAAACAACAACAACAAACUGCAUAUAAAAACACAAACUACAAAUAAAAAUAAUUAAUUUUUUUAGUUAACUACAAAAAAAUAUAUAUACUUAUGUCUAGUUGUAAGUGAAAAGGAAAAUACAAAUAUUUUAGUUUUUAAUAACAUUUUUUGUUUAUUUUUAUUUUAGGAAACUUUAAGUUUAAACUCAAUAAGUCUGUGGUUUUGUUCAACUUUAAUUGCUAUCGUAGCUGUUAGUCUCUAUAAUACCCAUAAACAUGUGUUUGCUUUAGAUCAUAAUGUUAACAUAUCUUAUUUUGUAUUAUUUUACAAAAAUUUUGGUUUAUUCUUUAAUCAAUUAGAUUUUAGUUAAUUUUAAUUCAUUAAUUGGUUAGUAAGAAAAAAAUAAAAAGAAAACCCUUGAGAUCAUCAUUCCAUAUGAUAACAGAGAGUAAUUAAUGUUCUCUCUCUCAUGGUUUUGUUGUUUACAACAGAGAUGCCCUCAUUGGGCAGUUAUAACAUAGACAAAUGAAUGUCUAUGGUUAUAAUUGAAGUAUGCCCCGUAAAAGAGUUGGCAACACUGCAUUGUAUUGCCGUGUAGUACAACGUAAUGGAAUGUAAAGUAAGAUUAACGUUAUGCUAAAAGAUAUUGUUUUAAAAUGGUAAAUUGUAAAAACCUUUACAAAAAAAUAAAGCUUUAAUUAUUUAUAUCAAAUACAUUUAAUUCUUUAAAUCAGUUGCAUAUUGUAACGAUAUUUGGCAGAAAAACUGUCAAGUAUUUACAAAUUCCUAGAGGCAUUACACAAACAAAAUGUUUCCGCGGUUUCCCCCUUAAUGUUGCUCUACAUUCUGUUACAAAUUUUAAAAUAAGGAAUUUAUUAUUAUCAUUACAUUGCCAAUAUUGAUGUGUAUAACUUUCCGUUGCAUUUUAAAACUUUGGAAUUUGACAUGCAUGGUAAGUUUCAUGGAAAAACAACUAAAGGUGCAAGUACAUAAAAAGCAUGAAUUCAUGGCUAAUCAUAUUAAUGUCAAAUUAUAAUGGAAAACGACGGCAGGAUUUUAGCCCGGCUCUGUAAUCCCUUUAUGAAAUGUCAUAAAAUAUGCCUAACCAUGAAUUCAAGCUUCUUAUGUACUUCAACCCUAAGAAUAAUGUUCUUGCUUAUUUUGUUAGUGAAACUUUCCAUGUUUGUGAAUCCUUUUAUGUUAUGUUGCUUAAAAAAAAACCAAAAAAAAAAACUCCAACAACAAUCAGCUAUCCCCGAUAUAAAAUAUACUUGCACAAAAAUCUUUGCUUGAGUGCCUUAAUGCAAAUUAUGAAAAAAAAAAACAAAAACAAACGAAAUUAUUAUAUUUUUUGUGCUGCAUAAAAAUACAAAUUUUUUGAUGACAUGUUAUUGUAAUAAAAGAAAAACAAAAAAAAAUACAUAAUAUUAAGAAACGACAAACAAAACAAAACAUGAAAAUUAUAUACAAAACACAAUUACUUUAUAACUAAGUAAGAUAUGAUAUAAUAAAUGUAAUAUGCAAACAAAACAGAAAAAAACAAAUAUUUAUUAUUUUAAGCUGAUCUUACACCCAACAUAAUACAUACAACAAAAACAAAACAUUUUUAGCUUAUAUACACAAAGAAGAUGAUUAUAAAACAAAAUAAUUAUUAAUAUAUACAUUUAACAAAAUAAUGGAGAAGUACUGGAGAAGAAAAUGAAAGAAAAAAAAACUCAAAACAAAUCGAAAUGAAAUUAAAAAACAAGAAAACUUAAACAAAAUAUUAUAAUAAAAAAUAAGGCAUAUUACUUAUAAACAACAACAACAAAAUACAAAUACUAGAAAUAUACAUAAAAAAUAAAACGAAAAGAAAUACACACACAAAAUAAGAAAACAUA
Molecule: messenger RNA, 11804 nt
Organism: Musca domestica (house fly)
Lineage: Eukaryota; Metazoa; Arthropoda; Insecta; Diptera; Muscidae
Gene: wnd
Product: mitogen-activated protein kinase kinase kinase 13
Exons: 8
Coding region: 1630-5001 (1123 amino acids)
Biological process (GO): protein phosphorylation
Molecular function (GO): JUN kinase kinase kinase activity; ATP binding
Source: RefSeq, a predicted model, not a curated record